Molecule: messenger RNA, 1348 nt
Organism: Rhea pennata
Lineage: Eukaryota; Metazoa; Chordata; Aves; Rheiformes; Rheidae
Gene: SLC25A40
Product: solute carrier family 25 member 40
Exons: 11
Coding region: 81-1097 (338 amino acids)
Biological process (GO): mitochondrial transmembrane transport
Cellular component (GO): mitochondrion
Source: RefSeq, a predicted model, not a curated record
UAAAAAGGCAGUGUGCUGAUACUUGCAGGUUAUAACAAGCAGUUGGAGGAGUCAGGUUUUACUUCUCUGAGGAUAAAAAUAUGGCUGGAAUGGGCGAUAGUGACUUAGAUAAAACAACCAGUAUUCAGCAAGCAAUAGCAUCUUGUUUUGGAGCUAUGAUUACCUCAUUUUUUGUAGCUCCUCUUGACGUUGUCAAAAUUCGGCUGCAAGCCCAAAGCAAUCCAUUCUCCAAAGGAAAGUGUUUUGUAUACUCCAAUGGCCUUAUGGAUCAUAUAUAUGUUUGUGAGAAUGGGGACAGCAAAGCCUGGUAUAAAAAACCUGGGCAUUUCAAAGGGACCUUGGAUGCAUUUGUGAAAAUCAUUCAAAUAGAAGGAAUUAAAUCACUGUGGAGUGGACUUGCCCCGACACUAAUAAUGGCACUUCCUACCACAGUAAUUUAUUUCACAUGUUAUGACCAACUGAGUGAAGCUCUGAAAUCUAGACUAGGAAAAGAUAAUGACCACAUUCCAGUUCUUGCAGGCUCAUUAAGUAGAUUUGGUUCAGUUACUGUAGUGAGUCCCCUGGAGCUGAUCAGAACGAGAAUGCAGUCUCGCCAGUUGUCCUACAAGCAACUGUACAUGUGCAUCAGCAAUGAAGUAGCUAGAGAUGGGUGGCUUUCACUGUGGAGAGGCUGGAGUUCUACUGUCCUUAGAGAUGUACCUUUCUCAGCAAUAUAUUGGUAUAAUUAUGAACAUUUCAAGAAGAUGAUGUGCAAGAAAGUUGGUACGCAUGAAUCAACAUUUUUUAUUGCUUUUACUUCAGGAGCAGCAUCUGGCUCUAUUGCAGCUGUUAUAACUCUGCCAUUUGAUGUAGUGAAAACACGUAGGCAGACUGAACUGUGGGAGAGUGAGACCUUAAAAAUUCCACAGAGGAAUGGUACAUCUACAUGGGCAGUUAUGAAGAAAAUUGUUGCUAAAAAUGGAAUUACUGGAUUGUUUGCUGGUAUCAUUCCACGGUUGGUUAAGGUUGCUCCUGCUUGUGCCAUAAUGAUCAGCACGUAUGAAUAUGGAAAGUCUUUCUUUCGUCAUUUAAAUGAAAAAAAGAACCAGCGUCCUUAAUUCUCCUUCACUUGGUUAUGUGCAGUCAAAAUAUAUGAUGCAAGUUGUGCCAAAUUUGACUCUAUCUAAGUGAAUACUAAAAUUCCAAGUGAAUUGCAGCCAUUGCAUUUGGUAACUAAAUACAACUUCAUUUUCUUAAUUAUUUCACAAAGUAUAAAUUCAAGGCUUUUUGGUUAAGACUAAGAAAAUGUGCUAGCCCUGAAAGCAUUGUUCAAAAUUUUGUGACUUCUUCUGUGGCUAGAGAAAAAAAA